GAAAUGUUUAACUCGUUACGGACAACACGACGAUGUGAAUACAAAUACAAUAAUUUUUAUCGACUUGUGUACCGUGCACUCGUGUUUAUCCCGUGCGUACACGCGAAGAUCUCGAUUAUGGUAUCGUUCAUCAUACCUAUACGUGUUUGUUGUUAUUGAUUAUCCGCUUCCGAACCCACUCUCGCCCAAUCGGUCAACACGACAAUAUUAUUAGUAUUGAGCGGGUUUUCCUUUUUUUUUUUUUUUUAGAUUUUCCGUUCACGUUUCGAUGGCCUAACAACACGGACCUCGUCGUACCACUUCUCACGGGGAGAUCUCGACUUCCAGACCGCGAUUAGAUAAACGCAACAUGGAACGCGAUCCAAAUAAAAGAAGAGUCAAACCUCCUGCUAACCCUGAGUUAGUAUGUUUAGAUGAUAUUGAUGGUGAAAGUUCAUCUGAUAGUGAUUUUCGUAUUGAAGAUCAUUAUGUUAACAGUGAAUCUGAUUCUGAUGGAGCUUCAUAUUUCACCUAUACUGAUGAUGACCAAGAAGAAUGUGACAAAGAAGAUGACGAAAUUAAGUGUAUUAAUAAUAUAACAACUGAUGAGUCAGUGGCUGGAACAUCUUAUCAAGAUAAUUCUAAAAAAGUAAAUUUUAAAGAAAUUAUUGAUAAAAUUCACAUUUGUAGUAUUUGUUUGGGUGAUGCUAGUGAUGAUGUAAAUGAGUUAAUAGAUUGUGAUGAAUGUGGUAUAUCGGUACAUGAAGGUUGUUAUGGUGUACAUGAUACUGGAAGUGUAAGCUCAUCAGUUUCUUCGUGUUCUAUGGAACCAUGGUUUUGUGAAGCUUGUAAAGCAGGCAUAGAAAAUCCUACUUGUGAACUAUGUCCUAAUUUUGGUGGUAUAUUUAAAGAGACAGAUUGUGGAAAAUGGGUUCAUUUAGUGUGUGCUCUUUAUGUUCCUGGUAUAUCAUUUGGUGAAGUUACUAGUCUUAGUAAAGUUAUAUUAUUUGCAAAUACUUCUCCUCGAUGGGGUAGUAAAAGUUGUACUUUGUGUAAAGAUAUGAGAUUUAUGUGUACUGGAGUAACAAUUGGAUGUGAUGCUGGAAUGUGUCGAUCAAAUUUUCAUGUUACUUGUGCUCAGCGAGAAGGUAGCUUAUCUGAAGCCACAAGUCCAGAAACUGAUCAAUCCGAUCCAUUUUAUGCUCAUUGUAAACUGCAUGUGGAUAAACUUGUUGCAAAAAAAAGGAAAAGAAAUUGGGAAAUACUUCAAUUGAGAACAAAGCAAAUGAAAUUAUUGCGAGAAGAACAGUCAUCUGAGAAGUCAGCUACAUGGCAACGUAAUCAACGAAGACUUGAGAAACUAAGAUCUAAGUAUUAUCAAUUGAAAAAAAUCAAUAAACCAGAGUCGACAUAUAAAUCAAAAGUUCCACGUCCUAUUACAACUUCAGCUUCAGCAUGUCGAGCCCUAUGGUUAAAAGCCAGUUUAAUGGGUAUAAAUAUGACUUCAUAUGAGGCCAUUGAAGGUCAUAUUAAGGCAUUACGUGAUGUACCGAAAAAAUGGCAUAUACCUUCUUCAUUUAGUUUGGAAUUUGUUAGUUAUUUCUUAGAUAGAAAUCUAAGAUUGGCAGAUUUUAAAAAUCAGUUAAAGCAUUAUACUGAUGAAAACAAUAGGCUUCAUGAUGAGCAAACUACAGUUCAAGAAAAAUAUAAUAAAGUAUCCAAUGAUAAUGAAAUUCAAAAACAAAAACACAUGGAACUGAAAAAUAUUAUAUUAGCGUAUCAUGAUGUGAUCAAAUUUGGAAAUCCUAAUGCCAAAAUUCCAGAUAUUGAUACACUUACUAGAGAUAGUCAUGAAAAUGAUCAUUCUGUUUCCAUGAGUUCCAUUCCUACUCCUGCUGCAUUAAAAGCAGGAAUUGGAUUGUCUGUGAGACAUAAUGAUUCUCUAGGAUUUAUUGAUAAUGAAGCACCAAUAGGUAUAAAUAAUAAAUGUGGUAUUUGUGGUCGUACUAAUGAUCAACAUUUACUUGCAAAAUGUGAUACAUGUUAUUUGUAUUAUCAUUUAGGAUGUUUAAACCCACCACUUACUAGGAUGCCUAAAAAAACAAAAUUAUUUGGCUGGCAAUGUAGUGAGUGUGAUAAUAGUAACUCUAAUUCUGAACCAGAAACAGUUGAUCCAAAUGCUCCCAGGAAAUUAAGGUAUGGAGCUGGAGAACGAUCAAUAUCUGAUAGUCGUAGAUCUUCAUCUGUAGCAAAUGAUUUGCAGGAGUUUAAUAAUUUAUCUGAACAGAAAUUUUCUGGUGUAUCAAAGAAAAAAAAACAUGAACGCCACAGAGAAAGAUACUCUCCUGAAAUUAUAGCCACAAAGCGUGUAAAGUCACGUAAACGCAAACAUAAACAUCACAGAGACAAUAACAUUGUAGAAUUAGAACCAACUAAUGAUUUAAUUAAUGAACCACCUAGACAAGGAAUUAAAUUAUUUAUAAAAUCUGUACCAAGUGCUAGUGGUGUUAAAACAACAUCUUCACAAUUACUUAUUGCACCACCAGUAGAAGAAAUACCUCAAACAUCCACAAAAAUCAAACUAGAAAAAAGUGUUGCCCCUCUUAGGAUCACCACAACUGCAACAGAUAUUAAAUUGACUCCUAAGUGUGAUACUUGUAAAGCAACAGGAACUAAUUUAACUAUGGUUCAAUGUGAUGAAUGCAGUAAAAAUUUUCAUUUUUAUUGUCUUGACCCCCCAUUGAAAAAAUCACCGAAAGUACGUGGGUACUCAUGGCACUGUGCUGAAUGUGAUCCAACGGAUAGUGACUCGUCUUAAAAUUUGGAAACCCAGUUCCAUUUAAAAGUACCAAUUCGCUAUUGUUGUACUGAAAAUGAUUUGUAAUGUGUGAUAUACCUUACAACUAUUUAUAUUUACAAUAUUUAAAUUGUGUCAAUACAAUAAGUUAUUAUGUAUACAUUUUUUUUUUUUUUUUAUAAAAAAAAUGUUAAUAGUUUAUGUGCUACUUAUGCUACUAGUACUAGCAUAUUAUGUAUUGUAAUUUUCUAAUAAAGAUAAAAAAUGAGAAAUUAAA
Messenger RNA from Sipha flava (yellow sugarcane aphid), 3053 nucleotides. RefSeq names its product PHD finger protein 14. The record is from RefSeq and is a predicted model, not a curated record. Gene Ontology annotation, biological process: regulation of transcription by RNA polymerase II. Bases 350 to 2797 code for a protein of 815 amino acids. The transcript is spliced from 19 exons. Lineage: Eukaryota; Metazoa; Arthropoda; Insecta; Hemiptera; Aphididae.